AUGGCGUCCGAUACGUCGGUCGAAGACAAUCCCUUCGUCUCUUGGGGCAAAUGCUACUACGAUGACACUGGCGACGAAGCACCUUCGCGAUACAUACCCUGCGGCAACGUCAACUUCGGCCAUGUCUCAUGUUGCGAGUCCCAAGACAUGUGCCUGUCGUCCAAUGCCUGCUACAAUGGUCAAUUCGGAGUGACCUACCUUGCUGGCUGCACAGACAAGGAAUACAAAGAUCAAACAUGUCCAGACAAGGGCAACUUCUAUGAUGACGCGUGGCUUGGCUUAGUCUACUGCAAUGGGACCUCCAACCAGUGGACGGGCUGUGAGGCGAACCGAGGCGUCAAUACCGUUACGACAAGGCAGCCUUGCUGGUGCCCAAGCACAAGCCGAACCGUCGCCUUCAUUGAUGCCGCAACAUUAGCCAACAAAGCCAGCUUGCCUACAGCGACCGGUGAAAGCAUCGAUUGGAAGGGCGGAUUUCUGCCCACGGCCACGACGAAGCCUGAGACGACGUCAACGACGAGUAUCUCAUUGAGCACCAAUGGAACAAUCACAACAGCUCCCACCCCGAGCACAACACUACUACCCACUGCCACAAGUUCCGAGACGGCGAGCAACAGUGUGCAUAACGGCCUCGCAACCAAUAUCAAGCUCGGCAUAGGACUCGGAGCCAGUUUCGGUGCAAUCAUAAUCCUCAUCAUCGCCCUGCUCGCAUUCAGAAGAUGUCGGAAGAAGCGAAAGAAUGCAGUCGCACCCGAGAACGAUCCUUCCAGACCUCCGCAACCCAUCCCGAUCUAUCCUAAUCAAGAUCCCAACGCCGCGCUACGGAGUCCUACGUGGAGCGGUCACAAGUCAGAGCUGGACGCCAUCGGCACAGCAACGACAACGUCACCAAGAUAUGCCAGCGGUGAUUUUAGUAGCACAAAGAGCGAGGUUGAAGGCAGUCCAGCACUAGGUGGCGAGGGAAGACCUGUCAAAGACGGUGGUUGGGAGAUGCCGGGGAAGCUUGGGACGGUGUAUGAGGCGCCAGCUUGA
Messenger RNA from Cyphellophora attinorum, 1032 nucleotides. RefSeq lists its product as uncharacterized. NCBI's taxonomy places the organism in Eukaryota, Fungi, Ascomycota, Eurotiomycetes, Chaetothyriales, Cyphellophoraceae. Bases 1 to 1032 code for a protein of 343 amino acids. The transcript is spliced from 2 exons. The record is from RefSeq and is a predicted model, not a curated record.